This is a messenger RNA of Ilyonectria robusta, 1554 nucleotides long. RefSeq lists its product as uncharacterized. The record is from RefSeq and is a predicted model, not a curated record. Lineage: Eukaryota; Fungi; Ascomycota; Sordariomycetes; Hypocreales; Nectriaceae. The transcript has 11 exons. The coding region runs from base 1 to 1554 and encodes 517 amino acids.
AUGUCUCACCCUUCAUACUUGGCCGCGUUACCCGCCUGGUUCCCCGCGUCCCAAUCCAGUCAUCAGGCAGCUCCAGCAGUUGUUCUGCAUCGUCACGCUGGAAAUCCGUCGUUGGCUACCGCCCAGGAUUCUUUCGGUCGGUUCCUUGACUCGGGCGAUGUCUUCCAACAAGGCUUCACGCACCAUGCCUAUCUUCUAGUCCAGACAUCGGACAGCGCGAACUACCUCAAGGCGAAAUCUUUGGUUCUGUGCUUUGUAGAGCAUUUGUCUGUCCUCAAAGGCCCUUAUUUGGUCGUGGGCAAGGAGAUUCACCAAGCAUGGCCUCUUUUCCCCGAUCAGCUGGGUGCAUUCGCUACCUCUGUCGUCCCUGAUGACACAACCCCUGUGACCGAGAAGGGCUCAUGGCGCUUCGUUUCAUUGCAGAACUCGGGCUUCUCCGGCGCAGAUGCCGCAGUUGCUGUUCCUUCUCGGCUCUACUUCAUGGAGAGCGAGGACAAGCCUCUCAACGGCAGACGCAUCUCUGUGAAAGACAAUAUGUACCUGAGUGGCGUGGUGACAGGCCUGGAAAACAAAGCCUGCGCUGAGCUCUACGGCAAACAGGCCAAAUCGUCCAAGUUGAUAGACUUACUCGUAACCCAGGGAGCCAUUGUGUUCGGCAAGACUAAGCUGUCUGCGUUUGCGAGAUCUGAAGUUACGCUGUGUCGGACUAGCCACGGCGUCUGGGGUCUCAAGGCUUCCUGGAACAGCCUUCCGAUGGAGGGCACUGUCCGUGCCUGCGACAUGUUCGACACUUUUGGGCUUUUAGGACGAACCACCGUCUCAAUAUGCGACAUUCUCAUCGCGUUAGGUGUCACCCUGUGGCCGAACAAUGCAAUCUCCAAUGAAACCCAGCAGCGCAUGAACGAGGCCCUUUUUGAGGCACUGGAGACGUACCCAGGCGUAAAGCGUACGAAAUUCUCGAUUGAACAGGAAUGGUCACGCACCGCGCCAGAUCAUCUACGCAGCAGAACUGUGCUUGAAGUUGAAGAAAUGGCAUAUGCUCUCAACGGCUACGAUAACUGGGAUAGCUUCGAUGACUUCCGAUCUCAGUACCAGGAGAGAUUUCAGAAGCCGCCGUACGUGAGUCCAUCGCAUACGUCUAGGUGUCUUCAAAAAUGGGCGUUUAACAACAUCUUUUCAGUCGACGAGAACGGAGACUGCAGCACAAUUAUUCUCGUGCCGCAUAGCCGACCCGGCGCAACCUAUCGCGAUACCCAGCCAGAGCCACAGAAGGGAAACAACAAACCGCCUCCGACCAUAAGCCCGAUCUUCAUCGCUUCAAUGCUCGGUGGACCACAGCUCCUUAUACCCGUGGGCCAGGAGACUCUGGAGAAGGCAGGCUGGCCGACCACAGUAGUGACGGGGAGGUUCAUGUUUGAAGUUGGUGACAACAAGAGAAAUACGGCAGAUCUGACUACUGAGUCAAAGUUGAGAAGACAAGGCAGCGAACCAAUGAGCCAAUCUUUUAGAGGAGGACGAUGCUGGGUCUCUACGUUGCACAUUUUCUUUUUAUAA